CUUACUGCAGAGGAGAUGGAUGAACAGAGGCGGCAGAAUGUCGCUUAUCAAUAUCUAUGCCGCCUGGAGGAGGCCAAACGUUGGAUGGAGGCCUGCCUGAAGGAAGAGCUGCCUUCUCCAGUGGAGAUGGAAGAAAGCCUUCGAAAUGGAGUCAUUUUGGCCAAAUUAGGACACUUUUUUGCCCCGGAUGUUGUUCCCUUCAAAAAGAUCUAUGACUUGGAGCAGAUGCGGUAUAAGGUAAAUGGCCUACAUUUUCGUCAUACUGAUAACAUCAACUUCUGGCUGACUGCAGUGUCUCACAUUGGCCUACCUAAGACCUUUCUUCCUGAGACGACAGACAUCUAUGAUAAGAAAAACAUGCCACGUGUGAUCUAUUGCAUCCAUGCCCUGAGUCUCUUCCUUUUCAGACUGGGAUUGGCACCUCAGAUCCAUGACCUAUAUGGCAAAGUAAAAUUUACAGAGGAGGAACUCAACAACAUGACUUCAGAGCUGGCUAAGUAUGGGCUGCAGCUGCCAGCAUUCAGCAAGAUUGGGGGCAUCCUGGCUAGUGAGCUUUCUGUGGACGAGGCUUCUGUCCAUGCUGCUGUCCUUGCCAUCAAUGAAGCGGUGGAGAGAGGGGUAGUGGAAGACACUCUGGCUGCACUGAAGAACCCCAACGCCAUGUUAGGGAACCUCCGGGAGCCCUUGGCUGCUGUCUACCAGGAGCUGCUAGCCCAAGUAAAGAUGGAAAAAGUGGCUAACUCCAGGAACUGGGACAAUGGAGAGAACCAUGACAUCUAUGACCGGUACCUGACUCAGGCAGAGAUACAGGGCAAUAUCAAUCAAGUCAAUGUUCAUGGAGCUCUGGAGGCCAUUGAUGAAUCUCUGGAAAAACAGAACUCGGAGGCCUUGCUGGAAGCCCUCUAUGACUCAGCUUUGGGCCUUCGUGGAGUGAGGAGGGAUUUUGGUGACUGGUACCUGGAGCAGCUGAGUUUAGACAGAGAACAGAAAGCUCUGGAGCUGGGCCUGGCAGAGCUCCUGGAGAAGGAUGAGAUCCAGGCUGGUGUGGCUGCAGCUAAUGCUAAAGGCGAUCAAGAACUUGCUAUGCUCCAGGCUGUGGGGCGGAUCAAUAGGGCCAUCCGGAGAGGGCUGGCUGCCGACACAGUGAAGGAGCUCAUGUGUCCUGAAGCCCAGCUGCCUGAGGUGUACCCCUUUGCUGCAUCCAUGUACCAGCAGGAACUGACUUUGAUUCAGCGUCAACAGGAAAGAGAAUUGGCUCAAGAGGAACUCUUUGUGGCUUUGGAGAUGCUCUCUGCUGUUGCUCUGAUUAAUCGGUACCUGGAGGCAGGGGAUGCUGGGGGCUUCUGGAGCAGUCUGUCGAGCCCAGCUUUGGGUCUGGCUGACGUGGAUGGAGAGAAUGCCCAACGUUAUUUCGAUGCUCUGGGAAGGCUGCAGCAGGAGCGGAGUGUGGCUGGGGCCUUCCUGAGCUGGAAUGACUUGCAGGCCACCGUGAGCCAAGUCAAUGGCCAGGUCCAGGAGGAGACAGAGCAGAUCCUGGCGGUCAGUCUCAUCAAUGAGGCCCUGAACCAGGCAAACCCAGAGAAGACCUUGACGGCCCUGCUGUUGCCCUCUGCUGGCCUGGAUCAUGUCACCCUGCCUGUCGGCCCCAGGUACCACCAUAUCCUGACGGCAGCCAAGAGAAGGAAGGCCCAGGUAACAGGGGACCCUGGAGCCAUGCUAUGGUUGGAAGAGAUCCGCCAGGGAGUGGCCAAAGCUAAUCAGGAGACAGAAGCAGCUCUGAAGAUGGCGCUUGGAGUGGCUGCCAUCAAUCAAGCCAUCAAGGAGGGGAAGUCUGCCCAGACAGAACGAGUAUUACACAACCCAGCUGUAGCCCUCUAUGGGGUGGUCACAGAAUGUGCCAGUGGCUACCAGAAAGUAUUGCAGGAUACCAUGGCAAGGAAGAAACAAGCAGGAAAGAAGCUCUUCUGGGUCCAGCAUCGAAUGAAGGAUGGAACUGCCUUCUACUUCCACCUGCAGACUUUCCAGGGGACCUGGGAACGCCCUUCUGAUUGUACUCUAAAUACUUCCCACCUCACUCGUGAAGAGAUCCAGACAGCAAUCACAACAGUUACUGCCGCCCAUGACCGACACCGUCUUUGGAUUUCCAAUGUUGGCUUUGUCGUCCAGCUCCAGGCCCGGAUGCGGGGCUUCCUUGUUCGUCAGGAAUUUGCCAAACAUUCCCACUUCCUAAGGACCCAGCUCCCGGCUAUUAUCAAGAUUCAGGCUCAUUGGCGAGGUUACCGGCAGAGAAAAAUCUACCUAGAACGGAUGAGGUUCUUAAAGGCAAACGUGGCUUCUGUGGUAAAGAUCCAGGCAUGGGUCCGGAUGUGGAUGGCUCAGAAAAGAUAUCGGGAAAGACUACGUUUUUUCCAGAAGAAUAUUCAUUCAAUUGUGAAGAUCCAGGCAUUUUUCCGAGCCAGGAGAGCCCGGGAUGACUAUAGGAUGUUGGUCCGAGAUUGCCACCCCCCUCUCGCUGUGGUGCGGCGAUUCGCCCACCUCCUGGACCAGAGGCAGCAGGACUUCUGGGAGGAGGCUGAGCUGCUGAAGCUCCAGGAAGACGUGGUCAGGAAAAUCCGCUCCAACCAGCAGCUGGAGCAGGACCUCAACCUCAUGGACAUCAAGAUCGGCCUGCUGGUGAAGAACCGAAUCACUCUGCAGGAAGUUGUUUUGCACAGCAAGAAGCUGACCAAGAAGAACAAGGAGCAUCUGUCUGACAUGAUGGCACUAGACAGGCGGAAAGGAUUAAAGUCACUGAGCAAAGAGAAACGGCAGAAGUUAGAGGCCUACCAACACCUCUUCUACCUGCUCCAGACCCAGCCCAUCUACCUGGCCAAGCUGAUCUUCCAGAUGCCACAGAACAAGACCACAAAAUUUAUGGAAUCAGUCAUUUUCACCCUGUACAAUUAUGCCUCCAAUCGCCGAGAAGCCUACCUCCUUCUCCAGCUCUUUAAGACGGCCCUCCAGGAGGAAAUCAAGUCAAAAGUUGAACAGCCCCAGGAUAUGGUGACAGGCAACCCGACAGUGAUCAAGCUGGUGGUCAGCUUCUACCGCAACGGCCGAGGCCAGAGCGCCCUGCGGGAGAUCCUGGGUGGGGUGAUCCAGGGUGUCCUGGAGGAUAGGACACUCAGUGUCUAUACGGAUCCCAUUCAUCUCUAUAAGACGUGGAUCAACCAGACGGAGGCCCAGACUGGCCAGCGGAGCCACCUCCCCUACGAUGUUACCCCUGAGCAGGCCCUGAGCCAUCCUGAGGUCCAGAGACGGAUGGACAUCUCCGUACGGAGCCUUCUUACUGUGACAGAGAAGUUUCUUACAGCGAUCAUCUCGUCUGUGGACCAGAUCCCGUAUGGGAUGCGUUACGUUGCAAAGGUCCUGAAGACUUCCCUGGCGGAGAAGUUUCCCAGAGCUACGGAAGGUGAGAUCUGUAAGGUGGUGGGGAACCUCUUGUAUUACCGAUUCCUGAACCCAGCCGUGGUUGCCCCCGAUGCCUUCGACAUCGUGGCCUUGGCAGCAGGAGGGGCCCUGAGCUCCUCCCAGCGCCACGUCUUGGGUGCCGUGGCGCAGCUCCUCCAGCAUGCUGCAGCUGGCAAGCCCUUCUCGGGGGAGAAUGGGCACCUUCGGGUCCUGAACUCCUACCUGGAGGAGACGCACCUCAAGUUCAGGAAGUUCAUCUGCAAAGCCUGCCGGGUACCAGAGCCCGAGGAGCGCUUUGCCAUGGAUGAGUACUCAGACAUGGUGGCUUUGGCCAAGCCUGUGGUCUACAUCACCGUGGGAGAGCUCGUGAACACUCACAAGCUCUUACUGGAACAUCAAGACUCAAUUGCACCAGAUCACCGGGACCCUCUGCAUGAGCUCUUGGAGGAUCUAGGGGAGCUGCCUACAAUCCCAGCCCUGAUAGGACAGAAUUUGGCUUCAGACGGGAACCUGGACAUGAGCCAGCUAGAAGUAUCCUUGACUCUUACCAGCAAACUUGAGGGACUUGGAGCUGACCCUGAAGACACUAACGCCAGGAGCCUCUUGCUGAGGACCAAGCAGAUGUUGGUUGAUAUCAUCCAGUUCCAGGCAGGAGAUUCCCUUCAGGACAUCCUGUCUUUUCUACCAUCAGGAGAACAGGAAACUGCCCAUCACAUACUGAUGUCCAGACGCCAAGCCUUUGAGGCCCAGACCCCAGAGCCCCUGAAGAGACGCCGAUCCCUAACUGCCCAAUCCCUUCUAUCAAUAAGGGAAAAGCAGCGAAGAGUCCUGAAGAACCUGCGUCACCUUGAGAGUCUGGGGCUUGUAACUUCUGCUGAUGGCUACCAGGGGCUGGUGGAUGAGAUGGCCCAGGAUAUUCGAAACCAGCGCCGUCACCGGCAGAGAAGAAAGGCAGAGCUGCUGAAGCUUCAGGCCACCUUCCAGGGCUUGCAGGCCAAGACAACCUUCUACGAGGAGCAAGGCGAUUAUUAUAACCAAUACAUCCGCACCUGCCUGGACAAUCUGGCCCACAGCAACAAGAGCGACAGAAAGGGGAAGAAGCAGCCAUCUCUCCAUUACACUGCUGCCCAGCUCUGGGAAAAGGGGGUCUUGGUGGAAAUCGAGGACUUACCAGUCGCUCAUUUUCGCAAUGUAAUCUUUGACAUCAUUCCUGGGGAAGAGGCAGGAAAGUUUGAAGUGAAGGCCAAGUUCAUGGGUGUGGACAUGGAAAGAUUUCAGGUUCACUAUCAGGACCUCCUCCAACUCCAAUAUGAAGGUGUGGCCGUCAUGAAACUCUUCAACAAAGCCAAAGUCAAUGUCAACCUCCUCAUCUUUCUUCUCAAUAAGAAGUUAUUCCUGAAAUGA
Molecule: messenger RNA, 4854 nt
Organism: Gracilinanus agilis (Agile Gracile Mouse Opossum)
Lineage: Eukaryota; Metazoa; Chordata; Mammalia; Didelphimorphia; Didelphidae
Gene: IQGAP3
Product: IQ motif containing GTPase activating protein 3
Exons: 37
Coding region: 16-4854 (1612 amino acids)
Biological process (GO): regulation of GTPase activity; regulation of actin cytoskeleton organization
Cellular component (GO): cytoplasm
Molecular function (GO): actin filament binding; calmodulin binding; GTPase activator activity
Source: RefSeq, a predicted model, not a curated record